UGAACUCCACUCUGACAUGUUCCUCUCGCAUUCAGCUACCCUGUCUUUCAGUGAGAUUAAAUAGUACCUGAUAGUCGGAGGGGUGUGUCCACGGAUGUCUUGAGGCCAGUGUCUGAGGGAAGUCGACGGCAGAUACAAGGACGGCGCAAACUCCACAGAUCCCCACAGUCAAGCCAGGAAGGAUGGAGAAAAACACAUUCCUGAUCCUUGAGAACUUCAUCGGAGGAAAGUUUGUCCCUUGCCCGGCUCACAUUGACUCCUAUGACCCGUCCACAGGCGAGGUGUACUGCAAAGUGCCGGACAGCGGCGAGGAAGAGGUGGAUGCGGCGGUGCAGGCAGCCAAGGAAGCCUUCCCGGGCUGGUCCGCUCGCAGUCCAGACCAAAGAGCUCAGGUCCUCAACAAGCUGGCUGACCUGAUCGAAGGCCAUCUAGAAGAGUUUGCUCAAGCUGAGUCCAGAGACCAAGGUAAAACGGUGACGUUUGCACGCACAGUGGACAUUCCACGCUCCGCGUACAACUUCCGCUUCUUCGCCUCGUCCGUGCUGCACCACACCACCGACUGCCACCAGAUGGACCACGUGGGCUGCCUCAACUACACCGUGCGCUGCCCCGUGGGAGUGGCGGGUCUGAUCAGCCCGUGGAAUCUUCCACUAUACCUCCUGACGUGGAAAAUUGCACCCGCCAUCGCUGCGGGCAACACGGUGGUCGCCAAACCCAGUGAGAUGAGCUCGGUGACUGCCUGGAUGAUGUGCAAGCUGAUGCAGGAGGCUGGUAGGAGCACAUGCGAUACUUUUAGGAGGGGUACACACAAGAUGAUGCAGCAUGCUGGUGUUCCUUCGGGCGUGGUCAACAUCGUAUUCGGACUCGGCUCCCGUGCAGGCGAUGCCCUCGUAGGCCACCCGGAAGUCCCCUUGAUCUCCUUCACGGGGUCUACCGCCACUGCCCGGCACAUCACGGAGCGUAGCGCCCCCUACUGUAAGAAGUUGUCGCUGGAACUCGGCGGCAAAAACCCAGCCCUGGUCUUCGCCGACGCGGACCUGGACCGAUGCAUAGAAACCACGGUGCGUUCCAGCUUCUCCAACCAGGGAGAAAUCUGCCUGUGCACCAGCAGAAUUUAUGUCGAGAGGAGCAUCUACGCCACGUUCUUGGAGAAGUUUGUGGCAGCCGCCAGGAAGUGGAAGACGGGCGUGCCCUCUGACCCUUGCAACAAAAAUGGUGCUCUCAUCAGCAAAGAGCACCUGGAGAAGGUCCGUAGCUUUGUCGCUCUGGCCAAAUCUGAGGGCGCCACUGUGCACUGCGGCGAAGGCAUUAACCACCCGGACCUCCCGAAGCGCAACAUCAACGGCUACUUCAUGGCCGCCACCGUCAUCUCGGGCGUGGCUGACAGCUCCCGCGUCAUGCAGGACGAGAUCUUUGGCCCCGUCACCUGCGUCAGCCCCUUCGACGGCGAGGACGAGGCGGUCGCCAAGGCUAACGGGGUGCGCUACGGGCUGGCAGCCACGGUGUGGUCCCGGGACGUGGGGAAGGUUCAUCGGGUGGCCAGGAGGCUUCAGACAGGCCUGGUGUGGACCAACUGCUGGCUGGUGAGAGAUCUCAACCUGCCAUUUGGGGGGAUGAAGAACUCUGGCGUCGGCAGGGAAGGAGGGAGGGACUCCUAUCACUUCUUCACUGAGGUGAAGACCGUCACCAUCCAACACUGAAGCAAAGACACCAUUAUGCAGGAGGUUUUGAAGAUUAUGGUAUGGUGAGUGUGGCUCUGCACCUGUCUGUAAGAGUCAAGCUCCUCCCUCUUCUACCCAAAUUGACGCAACAUUUGGAAGUCAGUGGCCCCUUUUUUUCUUUUUAAGCUGAAAAAGGAUGAAAAGUCAUAGCACAUAAUAAAUCCCAUUUUAAUAGGAUGUAGUGCACUUUCAUACCACUGUAGAACGCUAUUGUCAUUCAUGUCAAUGCCGAGAUGGGUUAAAGCAGGGGUGUCAGGCCCGCGAACAGGUUUUAUCCGGCCCGCGGGUUGAGUUUGCUAAGUAUAAAAAUUAACCUGAAAUGUUUGAAUGAAAGAAACUGCUGUUAUAAAUGUGUCCACUGGAUGUCGCAAUAGCAGUUCCUUGUAUCUUUGUAGAUGAUGCUACAUAUGUACAGAAUAAACCACAUGAUAUUAGUACAUCAGUCGAGGAAAAUGAUCAAACUACAUAAAUAACAUCCUGCAACUGGAUUUUGAUAGAAUUUUCUUUAUCUUGAUAGAUUGAAAAUGAACACCAAUGAGUUGACUGAUGAACAUUAUGACAAAAACUUUGAAUUCUGGCAGUGUUGUAAUAAAAGUUGUAAUUUACUCAACGCAAGUCAACAUUUUACAACAAAAACUGAACAUUUGUGCAAUAUUAUGAUAAAAGUUGGAAUUUAACUCAAUAACUGUCACAAUUUAACAAUAAAAGCUUAACAUUUUGGCAAGUUUAUGAAAAGAGUCAUCAUUUUACUCAACAAAAAAAUCACAAUAUUAUAGGAAAACUUAAAAAUAUUGGCAUUAUUAUAAUAUCAUCAUAAUUUUGAUUGGCAAAUUUAAGACAAAAGUCACAAUUUGACCUAAAAAAACAAAAAAAUUGGCAAUGUUGUGAUUAAAGUCAGAUUUGUACAUGACAAAUGUUACCAUUUUGCAUUAAAAAGUAAUAACUUUACAUAAAAAAAGUAAUCAUUUUCGGAGAAAAUAUUGCAAUGUAACAGAAACAGAAAGAAUAUGACAUUAUCAUAUAAUAAUAAAUAACAACAGAUGAAGCUAAAAAACUCUUAACCGCAACAGGUAAUUAUAAAAAAAAAACAACAUUGCGAUUUGUACAUUUUCAGAAUGUGCUUGUUCUAUUUUCAAACAAAGAAAACAAUCUGAAGUUGUCUUUAUUUUUAAGUUAUCGUGCCGUGAUUUUACCAGUCUGGCCCACUAAGGAGUAGAUUUUUCUUCUUGUGUCCCCUGAGCUAAAGUGAGUUUGACACCCCUGGGUUAAAGUGUCCAUCCAUCCAUUUGUAUAUGGAAAAAUUAAAAUGUAUCUGAACUAA
This is a messenger RNA of Nerophis ophidion (straightnose pipefish), 3042 nucleotides long. It is a transcript of the gene aldh8a1, whose product is annotated as aldehyde dehydrogenase 8 family, member A1. NCBI's taxonomy places the organism in Eukaryota, Metazoa, Chordata, Actinopteri, Syngnathiformes, Syngnathidae. The transcript is spliced from 10 exons. The record is from RefSeq and is a predicted model, not a curated record. Gene Ontology annotation, biological process: retinoic acid metabolic process. Gene Ontology annotation, molecular function: retinal dehydrogenase (NAD+) activity. Bases 183 to 1700 code for a protein of 505 amino acids.